Molecule: messenger RNA, 857 nt
Organism: Alexandromys fortis (reed vole)
Lineage: Eukaryota; Metazoa; Chordata; Mammalia; Rodentia; Cricetidae
Product: serine protease inhibitor Kazal-type 10-like
Exons: 6
Coding region: 1-468 (155 amino acids)
Molecular function (GO): protein binding
Source: RefSeq, a predicted model, not a curated record
AUGGAGUUAUUUUCACUAUGGACCAAAGCUGUGUUCAACUUGGCCUUGGCUCUUUAUUCUGGUAAGCUUUCAGUCUCGGGUAGAAUGCUGAUAGAUUGUGAGCCAUAUGUAAAAUAUAUCGACACAUGUACCAAAGAGUAUUAUCCAAUCUGUGCAACUAAUGGAAAAAUUUAUUGCAAUAAAUGUAUUUUCUGCGUUUCACUGAGUUCCUCCUUAUUAUGGACCAAAUUCAUUUUCAUCCUGGCCUUGGUGUUUCCUCUUUAUCAUGAGAAUACUUUUGCAUUUUCAACAAAAGUCCGUCAGAAGCCUGACUGCAACGUAUAUAAAAACUUCCCAAACAGGUGUACCAGGGAAAGGAAUCCAAUCUGCGCAACAAAUGGACGUACUUAUAGCAAUGAAUGUGUUUUCUGCAGUGCCAUGAUAACCUCUAAAGAAAAAUUUAAUUAUCGGCAUCAUGGUCCUUGCUGAAUUUGUGUGGGUUACACAUACAUCAUCCUUUCUCAUAGUGUAUUCUGCAAUCAAGUAAAAUUUUCUCAGUGAGUGCUUCAGAUUCCUAAACAACAAAUGAAGUCUUCUGUGGUUCAUAAAGUGGAAUAUAAGAUAUUGAAGAAUUUCUCCAACCUGUGAUUGAAGGAUUUUAUUUCAGUUUUAAUCAUGGUGUUAAAAAUUGUUAUCAUAUUCACUGUGAUUAUUGUUAGUAUUCAGGUUAUCUGUACUGACCUGCCCUUGGGGUUCUGACAGGAUAUGUCCUCAGCUGUAGCCACUGAGAACGCCUCCUGUGCAAAUCACUUUUUUCCCCUUUAAAAGGGCUCUGCCCACCUCCCACCUCUCUCUCUCUCUCUCUCUCUCUCUCUCUC